Molecule: messenger RNA, 936 nt
Organism: Rotaria socialis
Lineage: Eukaryota; Metazoa; Rotifera; Eurotatoria; Philodinida; Philodinidae
Source: the annotation of a GenBank genome assembly
AUGGUGCAUUUUCCCAUAACGCAUUAUCGAUUAUUCAAUGAUCCCUAUGAUCGAUUCUUCGGUGAUCAAUUACAUUUCUUCGAUCCAUGGGGUGAUUUUGAUACAUUCUCAACGGCUUUUUCAACAAAACCCAGCUCAUUUCGGUGGAUCAAUGAACCACGUCAUAUAAACCGUUUGUCAUCAUUAUAUCAUUCAACAUCAAACAAUGCAAGGAAUGCUAGCAAUGGCGAUACACUUAUUCCUGUUUCAAAUUUUACAGCGCCAGCUGUUUCGGAAAAAUUUCGUGUUCAACUCAAUGUUGCUGGAUUUAAUCCGGAAACUAUCAGGACACGAGUAGAAGGUCGAAAAAUCAUUGUUGAAGCUAAACAAGAAGAUCGAGAAUCUUCUGGUGAUUAUAGUAUUCGUGAAAUUCGAAAAACAUAUGAUCUUCCCGAACAUGCUGAUGCAUCUGAGUUGGCUUCGUAUGUUUCACCGAAUAAUAUGUUUGUUAUGGAAGUUCCAGUGAAUAAUCCACGUAUUGAACGUCGCCCAUCGCAAGUACAAUUAGAGACUAAUACUCUUUCACAAUUCGGUCAAUUUCGUGAUCCAUUUUUUGAUUAUAAUCGUUUUGUUGUAUCAAACGACUUUCAUCCACGUAUCAUCGAUAUAAACAAUGGGCAGAAACAAUUAAAAAUGUCGUUAGCAGUGAAAAAUUAUCGACCUGAACAAAUUAAAGUUUCAAUAAAAAAUAAUGAACUUAUUGUACAAGCUGAAAAUGUUUACAAUGAUAUAAAUCGUUCUGAACGAUCAUUUCUAACGAAAUCAAUUACAUUACCACCAGGUACACAAAUCGAACAACUUCAAUCAUUCUUUAGCAAUGAUGGACAACUAGAAAUCGAAGCACCAUUUACUGAGCCUAAUAAAACGUUCUCAACUGAAAUUCAACGUCAAUUUUAA